CCAUCUGUCAGUUUCAUCAGCUGUUGUUCGUGUCCGUGUUGUGGUUUCGUGUUUUGGAAACAAAGGAAUUGUUGAAAAUGGGCAAAAUUUUCCUUGAUCAUAUUGGUGGAACUCGUUUGUUUUCCUGUGCAUCGUGUGAUGUUAAUCUAACCAAUCGUUCUGAACUAAUUAGCACACGAUUUACGGGAGCUACAGGUCGUGCUUUCUUAUUCCACAAAGUAGUGAACCUGAUCUACUCCGAGGUACAGGACCGAGUGAUGCUGACUGGUCGGCAUAUGGUCCGCGAUGUGUCCUGUAAAAAUUGCGCUACUAAGCUCGGCUGGGUCUAUGAGUUUGCUACUGAAGAAAAUCAAAGAUACAAAGAAGGAAGAGUCAUCUUGGAGAGAGCACUUGUGACGGAAACCGAUGGCAUUGAAGAGAUCCAGGUCAAUAACGAUGAUUAAUAUUUAUUAGCGAUAGUUUUCACUAAUUAUUAUAUUUAAUAGUAGUUGUUAUGUUAAUUUUAAUCAAUGUGUGAGUGUUAGAUACUAGUACUAUAUCCCAGAAGUUACCUACAACUGUUAGUGAUCUGAGAAUUUCUGUUUUGUAUCGUUUCAUAGGACCCAUCCAAAGUCUAACUCAACUUAUUUCUGUUUAAAGAUGUAAUAAUAACAAAUAGUAUUUACUUAGAACUACUGGGAUAUUAUCUUUUAUUAAUCAAUCUUUUUAUUGUUGAUAACUUAAACUUUUAUGAACCUACUUAUUAAAAAUUAUUUUGUAACUUUAGUACUAGAUCCUUAUUUACAAAGAUACUAUAAUGUCAAGCUGUGGUGGGCUUUUGUCAAAGCUUGAUUUGUAUUACUGUGAUAACUUGGUCAUUUAUUGUAAAGCAAUAUUUU
Messenger RNA from Ostrinia furnacalis (Asian corn borer), 878 nucleotides. RefSeq names its product yippee zinc finger protein (gene Yippee). Bases 78 to 443 code for a protein of 121 amino acids. The record is from RefSeq and is a predicted model, not a curated record. NCBI's taxonomy places the organism in Eukaryota, Metazoa, Arthropoda, Insecta, Lepidoptera, Crambidae. The transcript has 3 exons.